This is a messenger RNA of Fulmarus glacialis (Northern fulmar), 2866 nucleotides long. Its product is annotated as utrophin-like. Gene Ontology annotation, cellular component: plasma membrane. The record is from RefSeq and is a predicted model, not a curated record. The annotation marks the transcript as partial. NCBI's taxonomy places the organism in Eukaryota, Metazoa, Chordata, Aves, Procellariiformes, Procellariidae. Gene Ontology annotation, biological process: synaptic signaling. The transcript is spliced from 22 exons. Gene Ontology annotation, molecular function: protein binding.
AUGGCCCACGUCUCCGACCAGGAGGAAGGACCUGGCGGGGGGCACAGCGAGUUCAGCGACAUCAUUAAGUCCAGAUCAGAUGGUGAAAAUGGCAACUGUGGCCGCAAUACUGCACCUCCUAAAAGUGCAUCGCGAGUGAGCUUGAUCAUGAGCGUCCAAACAGCCAAAAAAGUUGCGUGGAAAAAGUACAAGGUUGCUGCGCCUCGGGAUACUGACAGGCAGACGUGUUACCCUCCGCUGGAUGAACACAAUGAUGUGCAGAAAAAGACCUUUACAAAAUGGAUAAAUGCUCGGUUUUCCAAGAGUGGGAAGCCCCCAGUUAAGGACAUGUUCACAGAUCUGAAAGAUGGAAGGAAGCUUUUGGACCUUUUGGAGGGUCUGACGGGGAAACCUCUGCCAAAAGAACGAGGUUCCACACGAGUACAUGCCUUAAAUAACGUCAACAGAGUACUGCAAGUCUUGCAUCAGAACAACGUGGAGUUGGUGAAUAUUGGAGGAACUGACAUUGUUGAUGGAAAUCACAAGCUGACGCUGGGGCUGCUGUGGAGCAUUAUCUUGCACUGGCAGGUGAAGGAUGUCAUGAAGAACAUUAUGUCAGAUUUGCAGCAGACCAACAGUGAGAAGAUCCUGCUGAGCUGGGUUCGGCAGUCCACGAGACCUUACAGUCAGGUCAAUGUUCUGAACUUCACCACAAGCUGGGCAGAUGGACUCGCCUUUAAUGCUGUCAUCCACAGGCACAAACCUGAGCUUUUCAGCUGGGAUAAAGUUAUAAAGAUGUCCCCAGUUGAGAGGCUGGAACAUGCUUUCAGCAUAGCCAAGAACCACUUGGGAAUUGAGAAACUGUUGGAUCCUGAAGAUGUUGCUGUACAGCUUCCAGACAAAAAAUCUAUUAUUAUGUAUUUAACCUCUUUGUUUGAGGUCCUUCCUAAGCAAGUCACUAUGGAAGACAUCCGGGAGGUGGAGACCCUUCCAAGGAGAUACAAGCAGGAGUGUGAGGAUGGAGAGUUCAACAUGCAGCAGGCUGUAGCACUUGAAGAGGAGCAGGGCAGUUCUAGAGCAGAGACUCCCAGCACAGUGACAGAGGUGGAUAUGGACUUGGACAGCUACCAAGUUGCUCUGGAAGAAGUUCUUACAUGGUUGCUGUCAGCUGAGGAUGCAUUUCGGGAACAGGAGGAAAUAUCUGGUGAUGUUGAGGAAGUCAAAGAGCAAUUUUCCACCCAUGAAGGUUUUAUGAUGGAACUGACUGCGCACCAGAGCAGCGUGGGCAGCGUUCUGCAGGCUGGAAACCAACUGGUGGCCCAGGGAAAUCUGUCGCCUGAAGAGGAGUUUGAGAUCCAGGAGCAAAUGCUGCUGCUGAACUCCCGCUGGGAGGAGCUCAGGGUGGACAGCAUGGACAGGCAGUCCCGCCUGCACGACAUGCUGAUGGAGCUCCAGAAGCAGCAGUUACAGCAGCUGUCUGACUGGCUGACGGUCACAGAAGAACGCAUUCAGAAGAUGGAAUCUCAGCUCUCAGCAGAAGAUUUGGAGUCCCUUCAAAAACACCUGGAGGAACAUAAAAGCCUGCAGAGUGACCUAGAGACAGAACAGGUGAAGGUAAACUCCCUAACGCACAUGGUCGUCAUUGUUGAUGAAAGCAGUGGGGAAAGUGCAACAGCUAUUCUGGAGGAACAAUUGCAGAGGCUUGGUGAGCGGUGGACAGCAGUUUGUCAUUGGACUGAGGAACGACGGGUAAAGUUGCAAGAAAUUCAGCUUUUAUGGCAGGAGCUGCUGGAAGAGCAGUGCUUAUUGAAAGCUUGGUUAACUGAGAAAGAAGAGGCUUUGAGUAAGGUCCAGACAAGCAACUUCAAAGAUCAGACAGACCUGAGUGUGAAUGUUCGAAAACUAGCAAUUUUGAAAGAGGACAUGGGUAUGAAACGGCAAACACUAGACCAGCUAAAUGAGCUAGGUCAGGAUGUGGCCCAAAUCCUUGGGAAUGGCAGAGCAUCCAGUAAAAUUGAUCAGGAUCAAGAAGAACUCACUCAGAGGUGGGACAGUUUGGUUCAGAAGUUAGAGGAUUACUCUAACCAGGUAACUCAAGCUGUAGGAAGUGUAGGGAUGUCACAGGUUCCACAGAAGACUGCUGCAGAGACAAUGCCAUUGAAGGAACAGGUAGUGGUUAAACAAUCCAGACAGGAGUUGCCCCCACCGCCACCCCCAAAGAAAAGGCAAAUCCCAGGGGACAGUGAAGCAAAGAAAAAGUUUGAGGCUGAAAGUGCUGAGCUCUUGAACUGGAUUUCAAAAUCAAAAUCUGCUAUUCAGGCCACAGACAUCAAAGAGUACAAGAAGAUGAGAGAGACUUCAAACAUGAAAGAAAAGUUGAAGGUCAUCGAAAAAGAAAGGGUUGAAAAAAGCCAAAAGUUAGAUGAACUGAAACGAAGUGGACAUAUUCUUUUGGAUCAAAUGGGAAAGGAGGGACUUUCUACAGUGGAUAUAAAAAGUGUGAUGGAGAAAAUAUUGUCAGGGUGGAAAGAUGUGGUUCAACAUCUGGAAGAAGUGGCCAGAAAGAUAAAGUACCAGGAAGAUAUAAGUGCUUAUUUUAAGGAAAUGAGUGAGCUUGAGAAGACUGUAAUUGAGAAGGAUAACUGGCUUAAAAAUGACGCUUCUUCAGCAUCCCAGCCCUCAGCAGUCCUGAAAGACUUAUGUCAGCGGGAGUUAACUCAUCUUGUAAGCCUGAGUCCACAGUUGGAACACCUGAAGGCCACGUGCAAGGCACUCACCUCUCAGCCCAUGCCUCCAAACUUCAUUCAGGAGAGCUUGCAUGGUUUUCUUAAUCACUUCAAGUUGACUCAUCAGAAACUAGAGGAAUGUCACCAGCAGCUGAAGAAAG